Zalophus californianus (California sea lion) is the source of this 4555-nucleotide messenger RNA. It is a transcript of the gene GLRA3, whose product is annotated as glycine receptor alpha 3. NCBI's taxonomy places the organism in Eukaryota, Metazoa, Chordata, Mammalia, Carnivora, Otariidae. The transcript is spliced from 10 exons. Gene Ontology annotation, cellular component: neuron projection; postsynaptic membrane; plasma membrane. Gene Ontology annotation, biological process: nervous system process; chloride transmembrane transport; chemical synaptic transmission. The coding region runs from base 340 to 1734 and encodes 464 amino acids. Gene Ontology annotation, molecular function: glycine binding; transmembrane signaling receptor activity; transmitter-gated monoatomic ion channel activity. The record is from RefSeq and is a predicted model, not a curated record.
UGGCGCUAGAGCUUCAGUGAACUGUUGCCCAGAACCUAGGCACUUCAGACAUUUCAUCUCACCCCUUAUUCCGCGUUCACCGUAUAAGUCACCUGCACGUUUGUACCCUGAGAAUCUUCUUUCUGCUCAAUGCUUAGAGCCUGGGUCGAAAGGGAAUUUCAAGUGUUUGAAAGAAAAGGUCUUUACUUACUGCGGGGAGCUGUCUAAGGUGCUGAAGCUUUCCAGGCGUUCGUCUCCUGCAACACCACACGGAGUUAGAUUGCACAUUUUCGUUCCUGGUUUUCAUCCCCCAUGCCUUGGAUAAGACUAAUUUCAGGAUCGUGAAAAUCUCUCCGUAUCAUGGCCCACGUGAGACACUUUCGGACAUUAGUUUCGGGAUUUUACUUCUGGGAAGCUGCACUGUUACUCAGCUUGGUUGCAACAAAGGAAACAGACAGCGCAAGAUCCCGAAGUGCUCCAAUGUCACCUUCUGACUUUCUGGAUAAAUUAAUGGGGAGGACAUCAGGGUAUGAUGCAAGAAUCAGACCCAAUUUUAAAGGCCCUCCUGUUAAUGUCACAUGCAACAUAUUCAUAAACAGCUUUGGCUCUAUCGCUGAGACAACCAUGGAUUACAGAGUGAAUAUCUUUCUCCGUCAGAAAUGGAAUGAUCCUCGCCUUGCAUAUAGUGAAUAUCCUGAUGACUCUUUAGACCUAGACCCUUCCAUGUUGGACUCCAUUUGGAAACCUGAUUUGUUCUUUGCCAAUGAAAAGGGUGCCAACUUUCAUGAAGUUACUACAGACAAUAAACUGUUAAGAAUUUUCAAGAAUGGAAAUGUUCUUUAUUCAAUAAGAUUGACAUUAACACUUUCUUGUCCAAUGGAUCUCAAGAAUUUUCCAAUGGAUGUACAAACAUGUAUAAUGCAACUGGAAAGUUUUGGGUACACAAUGAAUGAUCUCAUUUUUGAAUGGCAAGAUGAGGCACCUGUACAAGUGGCCGAAGGACUCACUUUGCCCCAGUUUCUGCUGAAAGAAGAGAAAGAUUUACGGUACUGCACUAAACAUUACAACACAGGAAAAUUUACGUGUAUAGAAGUGCGAUUCCAUCUUGAACGACAAAUGGGAUACUACCUGAUCCAGAUGUACAUUCCCAGUCUCCUGAUCGUUAUUCUAUCCUGGGUUUCAUUCUGGAUCAAUAUGGAUGCUGCACCAGCAAGGGUAGCCUUGGGAAUAACUACUGUGCUGACUAUGACCACACAGAGCUCAGGAUCACGAGCUUCCUUACCAAAGGUUUCUUAUGUCAAAGCUAUUGACAUUUGGAUGGCAGUAUGCCUCCUUUUUGUGUUUUCAGCACUUCUGGAAUAUGCAGCUGUAAAUUUUGUAUCAAGACAACACAAAGAACUUCUGCGGUUUCGACGAAAGAGAAAGAAUAAGACAGAAGCUUUUGCAUUGGAGAAGUUUUACCGUUUCUCAGACACGGAUGAUGAGGUAAGGGAAAGUCGAUUCAGCUUCACAGCCUAUGGAAUGGGACCAUGUCUGCAAGCAAAAGAUGGUGUGACCCCAAAGGGCCCAAACCAUCCUGCCCAGGUAAUGCCGAAAAGUCCUGAUGAAAUGAGGAAGGUUUUUAUCGACAGAGCCAAGAAGAUUGAUACCAUCUCUCGAGCCUGUUUCCCAUUAGCCUUUUUGAUUUUUAAUAUUUUCUACUGGGUUAUCUAUAAAAUUCUUAGGCAUGAGGAUAUUCAUCAACAACAAGAUUAAGCCUCUGGGGGCAUGCAAGUGCAAAUGAUCAAUUCAAAAGAAAGUUUCCUUGCCAUAGGUAUGUGUAUAGGUGUGUGACCAUCAUAUUAAAAUGGCAUAUGGAAAGGUAUUGUUAUGAUAUGCUAUGCAAAGUCACAAGGCAGAUUAAGAGUCUUUUAAUGAAUACAAAAAUAUAUAUUAUGAGGAUUCUAUUUCAUAUUAAUUUAAGAUUUUCUGUCCUUUCGCAGUAUAUCAUGUAAGUGGAAGUAUUAUUGUCAAUGUGUUUGUAUUGUUAUAUGAAAUCACGUAAUAAUACAUGUGAAAACUACUUUGGAAAUUCUUGGUUUUCAGUUCAAUGACGUUAAAUCUUACAAAAGUAAAAUUUGCACAAUUAACUUUAUAAAUGGAAAGAGUGGAAAUGUUGAAGAUUUUAAAUAUCAGUAGCUUGAGGUUUUAAAAUAUUUUCUUGUACUGUAGCUACAGAACAGAAAAGUAAUCAGUUAAUUUAGUAGUAAACUCAGUAGUUGAAGAUUGUACAUACAAAUACUAUGGGAUCAAGUUAUGUAAUACCAAGGAAAAUUCAUAUUAUAAAAUUAAAACUUAUGUACUACCAAAAAAUUCAAAUUAUAAAAUUAAAAUUAAAAAUUUUAGUAUUUACAUACUAAAUUUAAUUGUUUAGAACAGAUAAUUUCCCUCUUUGGAAAUUUAAAACAAAUGGCUUAAGAGAUCAUACUAUAUAUAAAAUCUACUUUUCUUAACUUUAUAGCUCUAUAAAUGAAGAUGGAAAUACUGAAAACAACAGCAUUGUUUUUAAAUAAGUGUUAUAGCUGUGUAUUUUGAAUUAUUGCCAAAUACCACAAAAUGCAAGCCAGCACCCUUGUUUUGUUAGAUUUUUAAUAGCUGCUUAAUUGUGUAUACAUAAUUAUGUUUAAUGUUUUGAUAUAAUUGAACAAAGUUCAGUAAGAUUUUUAUAUUUUAGCUUAGAAUGAGACUUUAAAAUUCAAUGGGAUUAUAGUAUUUACAUUUUGAUAAAAAUGAAUUUAAUUAAAACAAAAAUGGAUUUAUGAAAGAUUUUUUUAAUAAGAACAGUUCCCAUCAAAGUUAUAUGGGUUCAAACUCUUAGCUCCCAAUGUAAGGAGGGAAGAUUUUAAUUCUAAAUUAUAUAAAUAAGUCAUUUCUAUAAAAUGAGGAUUGGUUGUUUUUAUAUUUCUGAAUUAAUGAUUUCAAUAUAUAUGCCAUGCAGUAGAUGUGAAUAAUUUUAAAUAAAAUUUUUACUUAAAAUUUAUCAAUAACCCCAUGGAAUUAUUUUAACUGCAAUGGGGCAUUAACUCAUUUCAUGCAGCAUAAUUAAGUACAAAUAUAUGAUAGAGUUCUCGGUGAAAUUGCACCAGACUCUGAUUCUUUUUCAGCUUGGCAAUUUUUUGCAUUAUUUUUUACCAGUAUUGUUUUAUUUUUAAAAAGUUCUAGAAUGCUUUUUAGAUACGUUUAGUGAUUGGUCAGAUUUGCUAAAUGGAAACUCAACAUGCCAAAUGAUUGACAGAGAAAGGUUUAAACAUUAAGAAAACAAGUUACUCAGAUUUAAGAGGAAAAAAUAAGCCAGUCUUUGAAUCAAAUGGUAUUAUUUUCUGAACUUUAACCACUCUCAAACUAAAAGCAAGAACUGCCAUUUAAUGUUAAAGUUUCUCAAUGUUAUUGAACUUUGGUCUACCCAAUAGUAGUUUGUAAAAAUAACUUCUGAAAAAAUAAUGUUUAUUCAGCAAUUUUUGCUAGUGGAGGACCAAACUGCCCUCCUUUAUAAAUAAGUUAAAACACUAUGAGGGGAAAAAAAAAAAAUCAUGUUUGUCAUUAACUGCAAAUGCCACAAAUGGAAGAAAGUGUUACUCUUUAUUUACAGAGUAAGUGGGCCGGGACGUUGAACACAGUCUUCUUCAUUUGGUGUGUAUGAAUCAAAACCAUGGGAGUAUAUUCUUGUACUAAAGAUAGAUUAGAGCUAGAUAUGCUGCUUGUGUUCCCUGGGGAUAAGCUGGGUGGUUGGAAGUUAUGAUAAACUACAUUGUCUCAAUAUGUCUCUGAAAUAUUUGAAUACAUUUUUCUGUACUUUACACAUCUUAUUUCAAAAGUUCUCCAUCAUUGUUUCAAUUAAGUGAAUUCUGCCAGAAGCAAACAGAAAUGUAAUGAACUUCUUCCCCCAAAGAAAUUCACAGACAUCGCUUGUUUUCAUAUUUGAGAAUAUUAAAAAAUGUCUCUUUUAUCCCUCAAACUUGGAACGUUAAAAUAUUAGCCACAGGACAACUUGUCAGCAGGAGCAUUGGUAUGGUAGAAAUCUCUUAUCUUAAAAGUAUUAUACUUUGCUUGGGUAUACAUAUUUAUCAUUGUCUUACAAUACUAAGACAAUACUCUGAUGGUUGUGACUCAUAUGGCAACAAUGACAAUAUUUGUAUGAUGGAUUCCAAAUUGUUUAAAGAAAUGUGUCCCCUGGAAUGAACUCUUACAGAUUGUUUAAAACUGGAAAACUACAUUGCAAUUAGCAUUUCAAGGUAGUAGUUGUCUCAGUAAGCCCUGUGUCAAAUCCUAAUAUUUCAAAUCCAAACCAACAAAAAACUAUUAAUGGUGAGAAAAUUCAAAUGUGUUCCUAUACACUAAUUACCCACAUGCAAGUUGGAAUUCUAAUACAGAUUUUCUGAAGUGUUUUAAAGUAGCCACGUUAAAAAGUUUGUAACUUCUGUACAUGCAGUUUAUUGCAAUUUUUCUUAUUAUUAUGUAUCUCAAUCAUUGAAAUUUAUGGUUCCAUAGUAUAUGAAUUUUUAGGAAACCUCAUAUCUUAGCAUAUAUAUGCCAUACU